This is a messenger RNA of Ceraceosorus bombacis, 1235 nucleotides long. Lineage: Eukaryota; Fungi; Basidiomycota; Exobasidiomycetes; Ceraceosorales; Ceraceosoraceae. The record is from the annotation of a GenBank genome assembly.
UGUCAUGCCGUUGCGAAGUUGAGCCCCAGCAUGGGCGCAGCGCCAGGCUUACACCUGCAGCAAGCUGCUGAGACCAUCGCGACUGCGCCUGCGCGUGCAGCAGCCAUGCAAGCACAUCCAAGCGCCCAUGCCAUGUUGCGCUACUCACAACUCUCCUACUUAUGCGAAGGUAGAGAAGAGCUAUAGCUACACUUGACUGCUGUGAUGCUCGACUCAGGGUAAUGCGCCAUCGGACAUGCUCCCACCUGACCUCGUAUCAGCGGGAGAAUCGGCAAUCCAACGGACCGCCGCCAUGCAGCAGUGCAGGAGUGAGCGAGUCUUGAGUGGCACACGCUCGCACCGCCGGUCAGCAUGCUCUAUCCGCAACAGUUAAUCUCGAGCAGUCGCAUCCAGAUUUGGUGCAGGUACUCACGACUCAUGACUGGAUGUCGAUCUGAAUGGCGUCUCGAAAGACCUUUCUUUGCAGGCUCCUCAAGCCAUCAAGACGUCCUCAGCACGUCCGUCAGAGGCUACAUCUUUCCUCACGUCACAGCGAAAACUUCGCUGAAGCGCCGAGUCACGCGAGAGCGAAAGCGGCAAGUCUGGUCGAGUGUACCUACUCACACUCAGACUGCAGCAAGCAGUCACGAGUCGCGAGUGCAAGGAUAUCACGCUAAAACCACGGACUGCAUGCAUGCUUCGCAGCUUGCGUUGCCCUUCUCCCACAUUUUGACGGCUUGACCGGCUUGACCCCCGUCUGCUGGUCCGUCGAGAGCGCGAACGUGCGCUCACGGCAAGCUUCUGCUGGAGUUUCGUCGCUGCCGAGCGGCACGCUUGUUCGCGAAAGUGUGAGUGUCGCAAGCAGCGUUCGUGCGUCUACCUGCAAGUCGUCAAGUCGCGCUCAUCACGAUAAGCGCUGAUUCUCUUUCGACUAGCGUCUUACCGGCAGCUUGCGCCGAUUUAGAGCUCUUCGUGUUCGCGGGCAAGUCUACAGUCAGAGCUGCGAGGAACGCCAGGGGCAGAGAUUCAUUGCAGGUGGUCAGGAACGUGUGUGACCGCAUGGUCUGGCGCAAGGCUUGCCUUUCCUGCUCCCCGUCCUCGAACCCUUUCGACAGCGAGCGCUGAUAUAUAGCCUCCUUGCUUGAGUGAAUCUUCACCCCGCAGCAACGCAAACUGUUUACUGCAUCUCCGUGUACCCACCACCACAAGCAUCGCUCACAACGACAUCAACCUACAAUCAUACAGAGUCCUGGGCG